AUGAUCGUACCCGCCUUGUCACUUGCCAACCAUGGCGUUGUCCGUUGCAAUGUCGAGGAACCUGUCGACACAAAGGCCGAGACACGGUCGUUCGAGAACGUCGUUUGGUACAAGGAGCCUCAUCUGCGCAAGCUCUACUUUCUGACGAGCUUCCUCCUCAUUGGUUCGGCGACGACCGGCUUCGAUGGCAUGUUGCAGAACACGUCCCAGCAGAUGGACGGCUGGAAAUCUUUCUUCCCCGAGUACGCCGACGCCAACAAGCUCGGUAUCCUCAUCAACAUGUACAACAUUGGAUCCAUCGUCUCCUUCUUCCUCUCGCCCUACAUGGCUGACGUGCUGGGACGCAAGCCGACCAUCAUGACGGGAUGCAUCGUCAUGCUGGUCGGUGCCUGCAUCACCACCUUCAGCAACGGCUACGCGAUGUACCUGGGCGGCCGCUUCGUCAUCGGCUUCGGCAACGCACUGUCCCAUAUAUGCUCGCCGAUGCUCCUCACGGAAAUCUGCCACCCUCAGCACCGCGGGCCGCUGACGACGGUCUACAACUGUCUCUGGAACCUUGGCUCGCUACUCGUCUCCGUCAUCGGCUGGGGCACCGGCUCGAUCCCGAACAACUGGUCGUGGCGGUCCAUCACGUUGAUCCAAGCGGUGCCUUCGAUUCUCCAGCUCGUCGGCAUCUGGUGGGUGCCCGAGUCGCCUCGAUUCUUGGUCAACAGGGAUCGAGGCGACGAGGCCCUCGCCAUCCUCGCCAAGCACCACGGCGGCGGCGACGUCAACAACGCGACCGUCUUGUUCGAGUAUCGCGAGAUCAAGGAGACGAUAGAGGCCGAUCGCAAGUCGAAGAAAGCGACGAGCUAUCUCGACUUACUCAAGACGCGGGGCAAUCGCUGGAGACUGGCCAUCAUACUUUCGCUCGCCGUCAUCUCGCAAUAUUCCGGAAACGCACUCUUCUCCAACUACAUUGACAUCAUCUACGAAGGAGCCGGCAUCAAGGAGCAAAACAGGAAGCUAGCUCUGAGCGCCGGCAAGACCAUCGUCGAUCUCUUGAUAUCGGUCGGAGCUGCCUUGAGUGUCGACAAGAUCGGUCGUCGACCGUUGUUCCUGACGGCCAUUUCGGGCAUGGUCCUGUCCUUUGUCUCUUGGACCGUCACGGGGGCCGUGUAUGAAAGUUCGGCCUUCACCAGCCCAUCUGGCGCGACGCAGUACAGAAACACCGGCGCAGGCCACGCCCAGAUUGCCUUUGUAUGGCUUUUCGGCAUCUUCUACGACAUUGGUUUCUCGGGCCUGCUUGUUGCCUACGCCCUUGAGAUCCUUCCUUUUCACCUGCGAGCCAAAGGCAUGGUCAUACUGAACAUUACGGUACAGGCCGUACUGGCCGUCGGGAAUCAAACCAACAAGCUCGCAUGGGAUGGCCUACCGAAACACUGGAACUUCAUGCUCUUCUACACCCUCUGGGAUUUUGGCGAGCUUCUCCUGGUCUAUUUCCUUUACGUGGAGACCAAGGGGCCGACGCUGGAGGAAAUUGCGUGCAUCUUUGACGGCGACGACGCCGUGCCGCGCAUCGAUUUUGAGCGUGUCACAAAGGAUGCUCGAGCGACGGCCAUGGGUGACGAGAGUGAAACAUCGGCCAUCAAGGCCGCUUGA
This is a messenger RNA of Drechmeria coniospora, 1641 nucleotides long. RefSeq lists its product as uncharacterized. Bases 1 to 1641 code for a protein of 546 amino acids. Gene Ontology annotation, cellular component: membrane. Gene Ontology annotation, biological process: transmembrane transport; carbohydrate transport. NCBI's taxonomy places the organism in Eukaryota, Fungi, Ascomycota, Sordariomycetes, Hypocreales, Ophiocordycipitaceae. The transcript is spliced from 6 exons. The record is from RefSeq and is a predicted model, not a curated record. Gene Ontology annotation, molecular function: carbohydrate:proton symporter activity.